AUGAAGGCAUUAGAAUCAUUAGGGGAGAGGCCAAGUCAAUGGGGAGCAUUAUUAAUGCAUUUGGUCGUAUCCAAGUUGGACACAAAGACGAUGAGGGAGUGGGAAAUCUCAUCCUCAAAAACAGAAGUUUUUAGUAUUUCAAACCUUACGAAUUUUCUACAAUCUAGAUUCCGCCUUUUAGAGGCAGUAGAGACGUCUCAACAAAUUAACUCACUUCAAGAAAAUAAUCGCAUGGCAACUUAUGCGAACAAAAAGAAGCGAUCCAGCGUAUUAAGUUAUUUCUGUAAACAAGCUCACACUAUUUAUCGCUGUCCGUCGUUCCUAGGAUUAGCGAUUGCUGAUCGAAUAAAACGAAUAACCGAGCUCAAGCUAUGCAAAAUAUGUCUAAGAUCACAUGAAGGAGAAAGGUGUCAUUCGAGGCGCUGUACAAUAUGUGGGCGCCCGCAUAAUGGAUUAUUACAUUUAUCGCGUUCCGAGAAGCCAACCAAACAAACCGCGUCGCACAUUAAUGAGGUUAUUGACCGCGACGACGGGAAGGAAGGCGAAAAUAGCAAUAAUACAGCUGUAUCAGUGAGUGCGUGUGCUUACCGUUUAGCAAUGGCUGACCCUGCAUUCGGCACACCACAAGCCAUAGAUAUGAUACUCGGUGCAGAAAUAUUUUUUGAUUUAAUUAAUAAAGAGCAAAUACGUCCAAUGGCUCACGGGCCAGUCUUACAGAAUACGAAAUUAGGAUGGAUCAUUUCCGGCCCAGUACCACAUUCUACUGUUUUUUGUGUAGAAACUAGUGUAUCGUUAUUCAUCCGCACGUCAUCGACAUUCGAAACAAAAACACUAGAAGAGCGAAUGGCCGCAUUUUGGCGCCUCGAAAAAUCGCGGCUCAAGUUAGGAAAUUCGUACGAUAGAGAGUUGCGCAUAUUUACGUCAUUGGAAAGACGCUUUCAAGCAGAUAAAAACCUGAAAGAAGAUUACGUUAAGUUUAUGAACGAAUAUAUAGAGCUCGGGCAUAUGUCGAUCACGAACUCUGUUCCAGCGGCGGAUCAGUGUUAUUACCUACCGCAUCAUGCCGUGUUUAAAGACAGGUCCAUGUAUACAAGAGGAAUUGGUACGGGGUUUAGAACGCACAGGUAUGCUAUUACCGCAGAUAUUAAAAAAAUGUACAGACAAAUUUGGGUCACUGAAAGUCAACGCGAUUACCAACGUAUUUUGUGGCGAGAAAAUCCCGACCAGCCCCUAAAUACAUAUUGUUUAAAAACGGUGACAUACGGCGUAAUAACCGCAUCGUAUUUGGCUACAGCAUGCAUAGACAAACUGUCAAGUGAUGAAGCUCUGCAAUUUCCCGAAGCUUGUAGAGCUUUGAAACAUGAUUUCUACGUCGAUGAUUUCCUAGGCGGUGCAGGAUCGAUAUCGGAAGCACUAAAGCUACGUGAUGACUUAAUUAAAGUUUUACAAAAAGCCGGUAUGGAAUUAUGUAAGUGGUCUAGUAAUGACCCUAGAUUGCUAGAAAGCGUUGAUACGGCAACAAUUAAUGUAAAUGCUAAUGACAUUUUAAUGGACGUUGAAAAUACUACCAAAUUAUUAGGUAUGUAUUGGAACCAAAAUAUUGAUGCUUAUCAAUAUACUAUACGGCCGUUCAACGAAAAUACGCGUAUUACGAAGCGAGUAAUAUUAUCCGAAAUAGCAUCAGUGUUUGACCCACUGGGCCUAAUUAGCCCUGUAAUAAUUAAGUUUAAAAUAAUAAUUCAUCGGCUAUGGCAAUUAAAUACGAGUUGGGAUGCUGUGCUACCGUCAAAUAUCGAGAAGGAAUGGAGAGACAACCAUCGCACAGUGGGAGGAAUUGAGGUUUUACCGCGACAAAAAUAUAUUUCAUGA
Messenger RNA from Rhopalosiphum padi (bird cherry-oat aphid), 1869 nucleotides. RefSeq lists its product as uncharacterized. The transcript has 4 exons. Lineage: Eukaryota; Metazoa; Arthropoda; Insecta; Hemiptera; Aphididae. The record is from RefSeq and is a predicted model, not a curated record. Bases 1 to 1869 code for a protein of 622 amino acids.